Molecule: messenger RNA, 679 nt
Organism: Haliotis rubra (blacklip abalone)
Lineage: Eukaryota; Metazoa; Mollusca; Gastropoda; Lepetellida; Haliotidae
Product: 39S ribosomal protein L55, mitochondrial-like
Exons: 3
Coding region: 159-497 (112 amino acids)
Biological process (GO): translation
Cellular component (GO): mitochondrial large ribosomal subunit
Molecular function (GO): structural constituent of ribosome
Source: RefSeq, a predicted model, not a curated record
GAAACUCCGGUUAUGCUUUGGUGCAAUGAUAUGAAACCAUACCAUACAUCGAUAAACACACGUGGAAUUUACUGACAUGGUUAGCCAGUAGAUAUUGACUGGCGUGUGAAGCUGAUGACCCAGCAAAGCCAUUACCAUUACUGCUACUGUGAUGGAGUAUGUCAUCACGAGAUGUAUUAUGCAAGGGCUGUAAGCAGCUGCUUGUAUUUGCAAGUCGACCCAAUUCUAACAAAGCAGCCAUAUGCCGGAUAAACAGGUUUAAUUAUGCCAGGACAUAUCCAACAAUGGUUGUGCAGCCUGACGGAUCAACAAUAACUGUAAGAUACACUGAACCCAGGAGAAUCAUAAAGCUUCCUUUGGAUCUAGAAACUUUAUCUGAAGCUGACCGACGGAAGAGAUUGCAAAGAAGGAAGCCAAAGAAAAAAAUAGUGAUAGAAGAUGAGAUAGAGGACGAUUUUGAUGCUGAUAGAUACAGCCACUUGUGGAAGAAGAAGUAGAACAGGUGUUCCAUGCAUUGUCUGUGUUUGUGUGUGGCUAUGUACAGCUGAAGAAAACUAGUUUGAGAUCAGUGUAGAUCUAUGCAAGUGACCAUGAAGACCACAUUUGUACUGUUAGUAAUUGUGUAAUGUGUACACUUCAUGAAAUGACAAUCUGUAAAAUAAAUAUUUUUAACAUUUGA